Messenger RNA from Austrofundulus limnaeus, 1023 nucleotides. It is a transcript of the gene prrg2, whose product is annotated as proline rich Gla (G-carboxyglutamic acid) 2. The coding region runs from base 148 to 753 and encodes 201 amino acids. Gene Ontology annotation, molecular function: calcium ion binding. Gene Ontology annotation, cellular component: plasma membrane; extracellular region. The record is from RefSeq and is a predicted model, not a curated record. The transcript has 7 exons. Lineage: Eukaryota; Metazoa; Chordata; Actinopteri; Cyprinodontiformes; Rivulidae.
UAUCAAGUCAAACACAGCAGGAGCAGGUUAUGUUCGAGGCUGUGUCGCUGCUCCCAUGGUUCUGACAGCUUAAAGGUGUUUGUUCUCAGAAAGGCGAGUCAACUCACAGCCAGGAGGGGCCACAAAGGUAGAUAGUUCUUUGCUUCGAUGGCAGCCCUGUGGGUGUGGAUCAUUCUGCUGUCUCUGCUGCAGUUGGUCCACUACACUGUCACCUAUAGACAGGUUCCAGGAGAGCCAGUGUUAUUGAACCAGCAGUCAGCAACCUCCUUUCUGUCCCGCAAGCUGCUGGCAAACAACUGGGACUUUGAGCUGGUGGUGAAAGACAACCUGGAGAGGGAGUGUAUUGAAGAAGUGUGCAACUAUGAGGAGGCUAGAGAGUGUUUUGAGGAUGAUGCUAAAACGAAACAAUUUUGGGCUGACUAUGUCAAAGGACACGACUCAUCUGUACCCAGAGUGGAUGUAUCUGGCUUGGUGGCAGSUGUUCUGGCCAUCGUAGUGGUUGCAAUUAUUGUCAUAGUGCUGGGAGUCUACUGCUAUAAAAACAAGAAUAAAACAGGGUCGGCCCGAGUCCCAGUAAGAAUGUCAGGAGAUGGGAAUCCAGCUCCAGAGACUGUACCUCUGUCUGCCAUCGUUCCACCUCCAGCUUUACCCAGCUACAAUGAAGCUCUGAACCACAGUGGACAGCACGAUGCCCCCCCACCACCAUACUCAGGGGGGGCGCCGUCAACACCUGCUGAUCCAGAAAACAACUGAGGAGUUUGGCUGGGUCUCUGCUUUGUACCUGAAGGCCUGAGGAGACAUCUUUGUAUAUUCAAUAUUUUAAAUAUCUUAUGUGACUGGUUGCUUCUGGUGAAACGUUGUGAAUUUUGCCUUUCAAACGAUAAUUAUCAUUUUUUGAUUGAGAACAUGGGUGAGAGUUUAUUUGUGUUGUUCAUCCAGCAGUUCUGUGUUAAAAACACAAGAAACGUGACGAACGUGAAGAAAAACCCAAAAUGUUUUAUAUAAUAAAUAAUAUUAUUUGUA